Messenger RNA from Vanrija pseudolonga, 510 nucleotides. RefSeq lists its product as uncharacterized. Lineage: Eukaryota; Fungi; Basidiomycota; Tremellomycetes; Trichosporonales; Trichosporonaceae. The record is from RefSeq and is a predicted model, not a curated record. The transcript has a single exon. The coding region runs from base 1 to 510 and encodes 169 amino acids.
AUGCCGCCCCGCACCUCGGCGCAAGACCAGAUCGCCUCGCUCCGGAGCGAGCUCGAGCUGUCGACCUUCCUCAACAAGGGAGUCCUCCAGUCCAACGCAGAGCACAAGCUGCGCAUCGCCGAGCUCGAGGCGGAGAACGCGACGCUGCGCACCGCCGAGUCCAAGCUCGCCGCCACGGAGGACGCGCUCGAGGCGGCGGAGCAGCGCGUCGCGGGCUUGGAGGAGGCCAAGCGCCGGCUCGGGGAACGGCGCGAGGCGGCGCUCGCGCGCGAGGUCGACCUCCGCCGCGCGGCCGAGGAGGAGCGCGACGUGUGGAAGGCGCGCUUUGUCGCCCUUGCGUCUGCGGCCGACCGCGCGCGCCUGCUCCUCGACGUCGCUGUUGCCGGAGGCGAGGCGGGGCCAUCGACGCCCAUGUCGGCUCCUCCUCCACCAGUGAGUUGGCCCGCUGGGAACUGGGAAUCUCUGACACCAGAAGGCAUUGCACGCGCAAUCGCUGCCCCCGAAGACUAA